This is a messenger RNA of Pelagomonas calceolata, 1586 nucleotides long. The record is from the annotation of a GenBank genome assembly. NCBI's taxonomy places the organism in Eukaryota, Pelagophyceae, Pelagomonadales, Pelagomonadaceae.
AUGCGCAUGCGUAAAAUGUUCCUGCAGCUCCUGGGGCUGCUCUGGGCAGCCACUGCACAGGACACGGCAGACAUUGGCAUCUGCUACACGCGCAACAACGCCCGAGACGCGAACCGCCGCACCGUGAAAGAUAAUUUGAGGAAAGUACUGGUCGCGGCGCAAAGCGUGCGGCGCCACGAUUCUAGUUUACCUCUAUGCCUCUUUACCGACUUAGAUAAAGACACUGUAGAAUCGUAUGCCGGCCCCUUGUUUCGGCACAUCCUGCCCGACGGCUUCUCCACUUUCAUGCCUCGCUCCGAGGCGGAGAAAGCGCUGGUUAGCGGCGACUCGCUAAGUCGCGCGAAGCUGCGGAGUCGCUUGGGCCGCAUCUUGAACCUGGCGCGGGCGCCCUACGCUCUUACGUUGUUCUUGGAUGACGAUACGUUCGCAUGCCUGCCGACGAACGGCGCGACGGGCGUCAGGGGCGCCCUGCGAGCGCUUCAAUCGAGGGCCGGGAUGAAGGCGUACCGCCACUACGAUAUCAGGGCCCACACCUUCGCGAAGCACCGGCGGGAGAAGAUCGCGUUGCGGGACGCCCACGAGUGCGCCUGGGCCCUCGCGAAGGACGGCAGCCGCCUCGGCGCCGGGUUGGAGGCGCACUGCUACGACGCGUUGAUGCAAGGCGCGGACUCAGCGUCUGUUUCCGCCCUUUUCCGAACAGUGAAGUUGCGUCGACAGCGUCGUCGCGGUGCCACACCGCGGCUCGUGAGCGAACGGAGAUGGUUCCGUGCCACGCAGGCGCGUCCUUCUGCGGCGGCGUGCAAGGUGGCGCUUUGGCCGUGACGCCGGGGCCCCGCCUCUCGAAAUUCUCGGAGGACUGGGCCCGGGCCUACGUCGACUACUACUCCAGCUCCAAGGGCGACGAAACGUCCAGUAGUUGGGGCGGCGACCAGGCGCCGCUCGCAGCUUUGAUGGACGCGCACUGCAACGCCCAUCCGGAGCUGGCCCUGCCGAGCGGCCCCCAGAAUAAUACGUCAGCCGAGAAGUGGACGGUCGGCGCGUUACCUUAUGCUCUGAACGUCCGAGACGCGUCGGAGCGGCCUUCCGAUGCUACCCUGAAAUGUACCGUGCCGCUCAUGGGCCCCAUGCUUGUAUUGCAUCAAAAGCGCUACCUGAAAGAAUAUUUAGGGACGCGCGAUCGCUUGGAUAGCGUCUGCGCCACCACCAAUAAAGGAUACGCGUGGCUCUCGGCGAACGUCACUUCAGCAAUAGAAGGCAAGCGCUGCAAGUGGAUGGGCCGGCCCGAGGUCAACGCUACUGAUAGUACGAUGAGGCCUCGAAGGGGCCCGCGGCGGCAGGCCGUGCGCACGAGUGAUCGGGAGGUGGCGCUGGCGCGCAUUGCCGCGGCGGAGGACCUGCGGGAGCGGCAAAUCCAAGAAGCGCACGAGCGGCGGCGGCGGCGGAAGCGCGGUGGCCCUCCUGUGCCGAGAGCGCCCGCUCCACGAGCGACGUCGCUGUCGAUGCGGAACCGGCAGAAGCGGAAGGAACGGUUAAAUAUGCGCCGCGGCGCGGAGUCGGUGGCGUACGAGGCGGUGGCUUUGGCUUGA